Porites lobata is the source of this 887-nucleotide messenger RNA. The record is from the annotation of a GenBank genome assembly. Lineage: Eukaryota; Metazoa; Cnidaria; Anthozoa; Scleractinia; Poritidae.
AUGGUAUGGUAUUAUCAUGGAAUGUAGAUUUAUAUUUUUAUUUUCCAAUUUCAACAUACCCGUCGUUAAAUCGUGCGCGUGAGGAACGCGACUGUGUCUUUUGUUUAAGUUUACAAUUUCGUUGCUAUGUGAUUAACUGUAGUCCUGAUUUUAUACGAUAGUUUUAUUGAAGAGGUCAGACAAUUAAUAAUUUUAUACAGACGUAUUUUUCUUGUGUUUGACGAAUUUUUCACAUCAUUUUGCAGGUGUUCGUGCUCGAACUGCUCUGUCAGCCUUGUUACAAAAGCGCAGGAGUGCAUUUGUGGAAAGAGAUCGAUCGCUGCGAAGAGGUCAUGGAAGAAGCCAUUGGAGACCGGACCUUAUGCAUAACCCUCCAUCCAGGGUUUGAAAGCGUCUGCUUAAACUGCCACGUAUUAGAAGUGGCUGCACUGGACCUAAAAACGCGAGCUGGAAAGUCGUACACAACUGUUCGUGGGUAAAGCAACAAAAGUGAUAAUGAGUAAGUUGGGGUAUUGUUGACUUUGUAUCGGAACGAUCGAACCGUACAUAGCAUUGAAUAAUUGAUACAUCUAAGCUUAUCGCCGUGGACUGAUCUCAUAGAAUGACAUUUUUUAUUUUCUAAAUGGCUUUAUUGCCCCAACUGCUUAUUUUUAAAAGGAGUAUUUAUUUAUCUCCAUCCAAUCCCUCCUUGAAUUAACAGUGAUCUCAUUUCUCUAACUAGAUUCCUGAGGUCUGUGGCCUAUCGCCAAUUUACAAGACUGCUGUGGAGUUAUAUUGGUAGUUCCAGGCGAUACCCCUUGCCCUGUUGUGCCUACAAUGAAAUCAGGAAACAAUUUCCGAGUCAAAAUGGCCAUUAUCGUGGAUUUGAAGAUGAAGAAAAUGAAUAA